Messenger RNA from Oncorhynchus gorbuscha (pink salmon), 2891 nucleotides. Its product is annotated as neural proliferation differentiation and control protein 1-like. Lineage: Eukaryota; Metazoa; Chordata; Actinopteri; Salmoniformes; Salmonidae. The record is from RefSeq and is a predicted model, not a curated record. Gene Ontology annotation, cellular component: membrane. Bases 355 to 1344 code for a protein of 329 amino acids. The transcript is spliced from 9 exons.
UAUGCGUAAGGCACAACCGAUUAGGAGAGCGUCGUGACGACAUCGUCUACGUACCGCUCUCGCCAAAGACCGACAGCUCAGCAAUAACAGCCCUCACCGUCGUUUCUUCAAGCUUCACCCAAUAUAGCGCUCAACUCAAUGGGAUCCUGCGCAAAACACAGAGGAGACGGCAUCGUUCACCAUCGCUCUAUUACCGAAUCUGAUAACUGCAACUGAGCGCUACUCCGCAUUCGGACUACAUAUAUACAGAACUGAACACAUUUCCUGAGCUUCCUUCUGUAGUAAGGGGAUGGGGGGUAUGACCGACCCCCGACUCCCAACUCUGUUCUAUCAGUUGUAGGAGCGCUUUGCAGCAUGCUAUCGCCGAGAAGAGGGGUCGAUCACAGGCCCGCCGCUACGAUUCUAACCCAGGUUGCUGUCAUUGCAAUCUUCGUUUCUAUGAGCGCUUGCAUGCCAGGGUCUUCUUCCGUAUGCCCACGUAGCCUGGACUGUGCCCGAGCAAGGAGGCAUUUCUGCCAGCCGGGCAGCUCACACUGUGGCCCCUGCCUCACCCCGCUGGUAGAGAACUCCCAUGGCAGAUGCAUAGUGAAGAGGAGGCCCAGUCACACCCCUCAUUUUGGCAAAGUGACCACUUUCCCUGAAGUGGACGAGGAGAUAGACUUCCUGUCCACCAUCAUCAGCCAACAGGAGACUGAAUCAGGUUUCAGGCAUCCAGCUUCUUCCUUUCAGGAUGUUCCUAAAGUCAAGGAGGAGGACGAUGACAGAUCAAUGAUCCUCACCCAACGGCCUACCACAGAGCAGCCUACUACACACGGCGCCACUACAGCCCCUCCACCCAUCUCUAUCACUACAGCCAUCACCACCACUACCAGCCACUCCACAGCAGUACGCAGCGGUCCCCUGAUCAUCCCUUACCCCUCCAACAGCCGAGUGUUUAUCAUCAUGACCAGUGUGUUUUUGGUUGUGGGGUCUGUUGCCUUGCUCUUGGCUGCUGUCUGUUGGAUCAGGUUGCAGAGAGGUUUGCGGCUGGCUCAGAAGGUCGACUACCCAGCUUAUGGGGGGAUGGGGCCCCAUUCCUAUGACAAUGAUGUGCUUGGGGAUAGGAGGCUGGCUCAGAGUGCCCAGAUGUACCACUACCAACACCAGAAACAGCAGAUGCUCUGCCUGGAGAAACACAGGGAUGAACCCAAGGUGCCUGACUCCGGGGCCACGUCAGAUGAGGAGAAUGAGGAUGGGGAUUUCACGGUAUACGAGUGCCCUGGACUGGCCCCGACAGGAGAGAUGGAGGUGAAGAAUCCUUUGUUUGAUGACUCCACCCUUUACCUUCAGAGGAGCCACAAGUAACCCUGACAACUCUGGACAUUCUGAUAUGCACCUAUAAAACAUACCACCCUACAUGUACAGGAAGAUCAAAUCAUACUCACUCCCUUGCACACCUACAAACACACAUCAGGUUUCUCUAUCUGACCUUUUGACCUGUCCCACCACUACUUACACUGAAGGGCUGGUGACGAGGAGGAGGAGGACUGUAUGAACAUUAUAUCUGAAUGACCGACUGACGUGAAUCUCCUCUUGAAACAGACUGAUAUCUGGGACCAAUGACGUCUCACACUCUCAGAAAACCUACAUGAUCUUUAAGCUUUCCGUCUGGCCUAUCAUAACCAUGCCUUGUUUUGUUGUAUGUGAACUCUGUUAUCUCUUGUGGAUUUGAUACUGUAAUAUCCUCUGUUUUUUCUGUCAAACAUGUACACAACCAACUAACUGACAGAGAUUAGUGUUUAUGAUGAUGGAUACUAUUCUCAAUGUUCUGCAAGAUUCUAUACCUGAACUUUUCCAACACGAAAAUUAUUGUUUUCGCUGUUCUGUUGAAAAAUGUUCUAUGGUGUGCACUAAUGAAUACUACCCUGCUUCAUACGACAGAUACCGACAGAAGGGUUCAGGGACAAAGCAGAGAAGAACUACAUUGAAAAAAUAAAUAUGUUAUGGGUCUGUGGGUGUAUGAUUUAUUACAUUUACACAAUCUGUGGAGACUAACUGAUACUUGCAUCAUACUUUUGAAUGUUACCCAGACCAUGACUUCCAGUGAACUAUACAGGCCAAUGUCCAAACCACAAACCUUUAGUAAUAGUGAACAGGAAGAUUGUGUUGGAGGCACACACUUUGUGCAGAAUGUGAAAUUGAAUAACCAAUCCAGAUACAAGUUUCUUAAAUCAUAGACUGCAGUAUGACCCAGACUCCUGGACUAAAAAGCAUUGAUAAUCUCAGUUGAAAAUUCAGUUGAGGAAUAGGCUUAAUCUGGGUCUGGGAACUGGUCCUAUAAAUCAUUCUGGAACUGCAGAUGUUAGGCCAUAUGCCUUUGAAACAGAGCUGGAGCACAGUGGGAAUAUGCCAAUUUAUCAAGCUGUCAAUAGUAAUCAUUGGCAGACUAAAUAUCUGUGUCCCAAAUAACACCUACAUGGUGCCCUACUUUUGCCAGCGCAUUAUUGACCCCGGUCAGAAGUAGUGCACUACAGUAUGUGGAGAAUAUGAGGCCAUUAUUGACCCCGGUCAGAAGUAGUGCACUACAGUAUGUGGAGAAUAUGAGGCCAAUAAUGACACAUUCUGAAGAUCUGGAUCAACUCAUCUUUGACUUUCUUCAUUACCAAAACGUCUUUUUUUCUUACAUACAAAGGUGAUUUUAAUGUUUCAUAAAUGUACACAUGCAGUAUGUAUGGCAAACCUUUACGCUUUGUUAUGUAGCCAUUAUAGUCUCAGUAUCAAUGGUCCCUCUAUGCAUGACUUGAUGAUGCUGUGCUCUGCUGAAAAAGGGAUACAAUUCAAUAUGCAUUUAUGAUCCUUACAAGUUUCUUGUGUAAACUUGCUUAUGAUGAUACUUAAAUAACUUGAAUGAU